ACGUAAAUCGCACAUCCGGUGCGGGCUAGUAAUAUUCGCACUCACCACAGAGACUAGUGCGCACGUCGGCCAAAGAGAAACACAACAUGUCGUAGCCAAAAUACGAUGUAAAUGUUGCUAGAUACCACUGGAUACUGCUAAAUACAUAAGCGUAAACUCUUAACAACUGUUUCUCCAGCUUGAGGAUUUCUUGAUUCGAUCUCAAUCAAAACAACUGACCUGAGGUGAAACUUGAAUGCAACAUAAUACGAUGAAACAAAUUCACUUUUGUCUUGUUUGUUAUUGAAAUUGGUUGCAAACAAGACCACACUUUUCGAUGAGUGGAUGUUGUGGAUGUAUUUUUCGUAGGCGCCGCCGCCGGGAUGCCCAUGGUGGAAGUCGAGAUUCUAUCGUGCCGAUUGACAGGGAUCAUUCCUUCAAUAUUCUGUCCAAUAGCGGCCAUGAAAACAGAGGAGUUCAACUUGAUGAGGGAGAAGUUGGAGUGAUGCGUACACAACUUAACAGCAAUGGAAGGCAUGGUGUGAAUCCAUUGGACUUAACCACCGAUUUUAGAGUGUGUUACAUAGGAAUGUUAAAGGAAACCCAAGGUCUACCGCCCUCACAAGAAGACCACAUUGACCUCAUUCAUGUCCUUGAUGCAGCACAGGGUGAAGGGAAGUUUAAAUCUGCUACUGAUGAUACCGAUCCUGUUCGACUUACAUUAUCAAAAUAUGGCAUCAAAGUGAGUGACGGCCACCCCCAUGUUGAUAAGCUUGUACGUAAUCGAUUCAGGCUGGUGGAUGUCAUACGAGUUGUGCAUUAUGAAGAUGAUAUUGGGAGGCAAUUACUUGCUGUUAAAGUUAAUAAAGAAGCAGAUAAUGUAUAUGAUUGUAUAGUGUUUGAAUGCGACUCUCAGGCCCAAGCUAAGGCCAUCUGUAGUACCUUGAGUGUGAUAUUUGAUGCAGUAUGUCACAUGAAGUUAUCAAAUAUGGACAAUUCUCAUCUUAAAUUCCAAAUGAUGUAAUGAUAUAAGUCGCUGAAUCAGGUGCUUUUACCAAUCCAAGAUGAAUAUCGCAAUACUUAAUUGAUGUUUUACCUUUGAAAGCCAAGUAGGCUUUGAUUCUACUUCAUAGUGCAAUGUAUCUUAUACAUUAAAAAGAUUAAUAUCUUUAUUAUUUACUGCAUAUUAGCAUUACCUUGAGAAAAACAUCUGAAUGUGAAAAUCCAAAGGAGCAUACAGUACCAGCUUGGACUUGGUACAGUUGGUAGAGCAACCGGAGAGUACUUCAGGGUUUCCUGGGUUCGAAUCCCAGGGGAGAAUAUGAUUUUCUCAAAAACUUAUUGUUAUUCGUUUAUAGUCUGUUUAGAUACAAUAAUAAUGUAAACAUUAAAAAAAAAAAUCAGUAUAUGAAUUGCUUAUUAAAAUGAUAAGUUAUUACUUUUUACAUUAUAAGUCAUAAUGAGAAAAUAGUUACCUUGCCAGUUGACAUGUGCAUAUAACAAGCCCCUUAAAUUUGCUGGCAAUCAACCUUAAGCUUAUUCUACACUAUCAAAAACUGUUAUAGGCCUAUAUGCCCAUAUUUAGUCACAAUGUGCCUAUAUGAUGUGAUGUCAUAAUGACCAUAUUUUAGGCAUGUCACAUGUCAAAUAACAUUUACUAGUCUGGACAAAGCUUUAAGCUUUGUCCACCUAUCAAAUUUUAUGUGACAAAUACAUGUGAUAUGCCUAUAGUUGGGUGUAGCAUGACAUCAUGCCCAUAUAUGGGCACAUCACACAAAUUUGUCACAUAAGAUAGUAUGGACAGAGCUUCAGGAUUUUUCUGACCUGUAUCUCAGUUUUUAACUUUUCUUUUUAUCCUUUUAAAAUAAGGCCAGUUUCUAACAAGAAUGUUUGAAAGUUUCAAGAAUUUAAUACAUCAUUAUAUAUUAAAUUGUUAUUACUGUAUAGCAUGUCCACAAAGUUAUACAAGAGUGUUAAAAAUAAAGGUUUUACAUCUGUCAUUCAA
Anneissia japonica is the source of this 1984-nucleotide messenger RNA. RefSeq names its product integrin beta-1-binding protein 1-like. The record is from RefSeq and is a predicted model, not a curated record. NCBI's taxonomy places the organism in Eukaryota, Metazoa, Echinodermata, Crinoidea, Comatulida, Comatulidae. Gene Ontology annotation, biological process: negative regulation of focal adhesion assembly; negative regulation of substrate adhesion-dependent cell spreading. Gene Ontology annotation, cellular component: cell periphery; cytoskeleton; ruffle. Gene Ontology annotation, molecular function: integrin binding. The transcript is spliced from 7 exons. Bases 317 to 1003 code for a protein of 228 amino acids.